CUUUAGUGUAGGUCAGGAUAGGAAACACUUUUUCUUAAAUUAGCUUAUAGACAAUUAUUGUCUUAUUUAUACGUAAUUGAUAAGUGACAUGAUCAGUUUUUAAAGUCCCAACCAUCGAGAAUAAGAUGGACAAGUACAAGAAAGGAAGAAAUGAAGAGGAACCCUGGGAAAAACACUUGAUACCGAUCAGCAAUCUUCCAGAGGACUUCCUUUGGAUGCAUGUAAACCCAGGGACAAAGAUGAGAAAUGUGCUCGACUAUGCCAUUGCUGAAAUGAAAACGAGGAGAGUUGUUGUGUGGUCGGGGUCGGGUGCCGCAGUCGGCAAGGUCAUCAGCUGUGUGGAAAUCAUCAAGAGGCACCACACCUUCCACCAAGUCAACAGAAUAUGUUUUCGAAAAGUGAAGGAGUAUUGGGACCCUUUGAUAGAAGAUUUGGAUCCUUUGGUGGUGACUCGUGAUCUUCCGACCAUUCAUAUCCUGCUGAGUAAAGACCCAGUGGAUACUUCUCAGCCUGGCUAUCAAGGGCCCUUGGCUGACUUGAACCAAAAGAGAGACACACCGAGACAUCAGAACAAGCCUCAACGAAGAAGAAUAGACGGUGACAAAUUUGAAUCAUUUGGUCUUCGCUCUAAUAGAACUAAAACUCAAAAGAGAAAAGAUCGGGAACCAGAGAGAAAAGAAAGAGGUCCUAGGAGAGACCAGGAUGUGGAGAAGAGAGACAAAAGAGUGGAGAAUAAACUUAAUGAACCAGAAAGUAGGAAUAACCACAAAAAAGAAACAAAUACUCUAACUGCAGGACCUUCUGAUGUCGGUUGA
Macrosteles quadrilineatus (aster leafhopper) is the source of this 815-nucleotide messenger RNA. RefSeq names its product ribonuclease P protein subunit p25-like protein. Gene Ontology annotation, biological process: tRNA 5'-leader removal. Bases 126 to 815 code for a protein of 229 amino acids. Gene Ontology annotation, cellular component: ribonuclease MRP complex. Gene Ontology annotation, molecular function: RNA binding. The record is from RefSeq and is a predicted model, not a curated record. Lineage: Eukaryota; Metazoa; Arthropoda; Insecta; Hemiptera; Cicadellidae. The transcript has 5 exons.